This is a messenger RNA of Myxocyprinus asiaticus (Chinese sucker), 2366 nucleotides long. RefSeq names its product PR domain zinc finger protein 8 (gene prdm8a). NCBI's taxonomy places the organism in Eukaryota, Metazoa, Chordata, Actinopteri, Cypriniformes, Catostomidae. Gene Ontology annotation, cellular component: nucleus. Gene Ontology annotation, molecular function: protein binding. The coding region runs from base 782 to 2221 and encodes 479 amino acids. The record is from RefSeq and is a predicted model, not a curated record. Gene Ontology annotation, biological process: regulation of DNA-templated transcription. The transcript has 4 exons.
GUUUUUCAGUUUAUUCAGCAGGAUCUUAUUUGAUUCUUAGAGGAUUCUUAAUUGUUUCCGUUUAAGAUCAUUUAGGAUUCUUUAUAAAAUUUGAUAGAAAUUCCAUCUGCAAUUCUAUACAUGAUAAAUAGAUGGUUUUAUUCAGUCAAAAAUAGUACUUAACUUCACUGGAUCAACUUAAAUACAUUAGGUUACACAGUUAAAACAAAUUUUAAGGGUUAGAUCAGGAAGAUAGUACCCUAACGUAACAAUUAGGCUACAGGUUAUCACUUUUUACUGUGUAGAUAUGAUGUUAGAUCUUUGGCUUUGGUGCCAGAGCCUUUCUCAAGUAAUCCUGUGAGCGUUGAAGGCCACCUUUCAGGCCUAUAUCUGAAGGCGCGCAUAGCCUAAAGCCAUUACAUGGUUCACCAAUCAUUAACGCCCGAGCGCACUGGUGUUAAUAUGACAGUAAUGAGUGAGGCAGGGAAGGCGGCUCAUCUCAGCGAUGUCAUUUGAGCCCGAGAUCUGAGCUCAGAGAUCAUGCACACACAUCCGUGAUAGACGUCCUCGGGGCAGUGAACCAGAAGGAUUAAUAUUAGGGAUAAGAGCACAGAGGAACCAGGAGAGGUCACAAGGAUUGGGGCGGAGUCUUGUCCUUUUUUUUUCUUCAUUGGGAUAAAUGAUUGAGGUUAAAACUUGGGAAUCAUUGCUCAGAGCAUCCAGUUAGAAGAAGACCUAUCUAUAUCAGGACACAUCAAGAGACUCAGCUGAGAGCAGUUUAUAUUUGCAGCUGUGGCAUAAAAUGGGUUCAGAGAAAAGUGUGCGUUUUCUGAUGGAUGCAGUGGCUGCCAAACGCUGGAUCACCGACCUGCUGAGCAGCAUCCACACAUCUCGAGCCAUACCCGCAGGAGCUUUGUUCGGUCCAUGUGCAUUAAAACACACGUCGCUGUGUGACAGUAUUGCUUUCAUCGCCUUGAAGUGUUCGGACAGACGGACUGCGUCAUACGCGCUCCAGGUGGACACAACAGCACCAAGUGAGUGUCUGAACCUGAUUCAGUCUGCUAGGAAUGCAGAGGAACAAAAUCUAGAGGCUUAUAUGAAGAAUGGGCAUCUAUUUUUCAAAGCCUUAAAGGAUAUUCCUGAGAACACAGAGCUUUUAGCCUGGUACGGGAGAGAUCUAGCCAAACUGCUUGGCCUAAACGCUGAGCAAAAGAACACAAAAGAUUUCAUUUGCUCUGAAUGCAAACAGAGCUUUCUCUUUGAAUUCCCCUUGUUGGCACACCAAAGAUUUUUCUGCACCGAGAAACCAACAAACCAAAAUAGCAGCAGAAAGAAACUUAUCAAGCCAGAAAUUAAUUUACUGAACAGCAAACCUUCUACAGACUUUCACAAUUUAGCACGAGAGCUAGAGAACUGCAAGAAAAAUCUACCAGUAGACGCAAGAACAAGUAGCACCAAAAGAAGACGCUCUCUUGAAUCAGGAACUGAUGAGAGUGAUGGGGAACCAUCAUCUUUUGACACCCAUAGAGAUGAAAAGCUAUCAGUGAAAAGGUUUUGUGUUAACAGAUUGAACGGACAGUCCUGGUCACCCUCCAGCAACCAGUCUUUCAGUAAAGGCCAAAAUUCUCAAUGUAGCCAAACAAAAUGCCAUGACGACCACUCGGCAAAUCCAGACGGCCAAGAAUUGAAGUCUAGUACCAUAGUGACCAAGCUUUCGUCUCCCACUGAAGGGUUGCAAGAUGUCACAGGUGACAUAAUUUCAUCAAACCAGGAAAGGAAGAGUGCUUUCACGCAACCUCCUCGUGUCAUGCCCCAUAUCCCUCUAGUUAUGUCAGCCAGGCUUACCAGCGACCUCAUCCCAACUAGGACAACUCUCCUCCCCAGCAUUCUACCACUCACUUCCCCUCUGGUGCUCAACUUCCAGAGCUCCGCUUUACUACAUAGGGAUCUUCCCAAACCACUGACACUUCUACAUAGCACAAACCUUUGGCCCAAGACCUCCCGGCUUCUGCCCCCCUCUUUCACAUCUAUCGGUUUACCUAUGCAAAACUGGUGUGCUAAAUGUAACAUUUCUUUCCAUAUGACGACAGACCUGGUGCAACACAUGAGGUCUCAUCACAAGAGGCGGCUGUCCGAUGAGAGGAAGAGGAUGCACAGGGAGGAGAGGCUGAAGUGUCCGAUCUGUAAUGAAGUGUUCAGAGAGCGCCAUCAUCUGUCACGCCAUAUGACCUCACAUACAUGAGCAUUCAAAGCUGUUUCUCAAAAUGUAAACUCUUUUAAAGAUGUUUUCAAUGUAAAAUAAAGUGUUACCAAAUGGUUCAGUUUUGUAAGCUAACUGUUUAAUUUGACCAGAUUUACUGUAAUAAACAUAAAAAGCCCAAUUUAUU